This is a messenger RNA of Trifolium pratense (red clover), 809 nucleotides long. RefSeq names its product protein RALF-like 34. The transcript has a single exon. Bases 130 to 510 code for a protein of 126 amino acids. The record is from RefSeq and is a predicted model, not a curated record. NCBI's taxonomy places the organism in Eukaryota, Viridiplantae, Streptophyta, Magnoliopsida, Fabales, Fabaceae.
ACCAUGUGACUACCUCUGUUCUUGUCUGUCCUCUCUUCUCACUUUUCCCUCACAACAAAACAAAAUCAAAUCUUAUUAUCAUUAUAACCUCACUCUUCAUUCUUCACUCUUCAUCUUCUUCUUCUUCUCAUGGCUUUCUCUACUCUUCUAAACCUCACUCUCACCCUUCUACUUUGUCUUUUCCUUAUACUCAACACUCAUGUUCAUGCACAGAUCGAAGAAACAACCUUGAAUCUCAUGUCAGAUGCACUAGAAUGGCCAACAACAAUGUCACAUUACAAUGAACUAGAACCAGACAAUGAAGAAGACAUAGACAGUGAUUUGAGUAGAAGAUCUUUGUUCUGGAGCAGAGUGAAAUAUUAUAUAUCUUAUGGUGCUCUUUCUGCUAACAGAAUUCCAUGUCCACCUCGUUCUGGUAGAUCUUACUACACUCAUAAGUGUUAUGAAGCUAGAGGUCCUGUUCAUCCUUAUUCUAGAGGUUGUUCUGCUAUCACACGUUGCAGAAGAUGAAAUAAUCAUGAGUUGGAUUUGUUUGUUUGUUUAAUUCUAUUCUCAGAUCGAGAAUUGAUUUAAGUUAAAAAGUUAGGUAAGUUUGUGUUAGCUUUAUUAUUACUAUUAAGUUGUGCUAAUGCAUUAUUAGUUGUGUUUUUUAUUUAUGAUUAAUGUAUCAUUAGUUGUGCUAAAUUUGGAUUAGCACUAAUGGCAGCAUGUUGUGUAUGUGUUUGAUUAAUGACUGGACUUAAGCUAAGAUUUUUAUGGAUUUAAUUAGUAGUACUAUGAAGAAAUGGAUGUGUUUGCAUUUUGUGUUA